This is a messenger RNA of Physcomitrium patens, 4427 nucleotides long. Its product is annotated as spliceosome-associated protein 130 A. Gene Ontology annotation, cellular component: nucleus. Gene Ontology annotation, molecular function: nucleic acid binding; protein binding. NCBI's taxonomy places the organism in Eukaryota, Viridiplantae, Streptophyta, Bryopsida, Funariales, Funariaceae. The record is from RefSeq and is a predicted model, not a curated record.
UCGUCGGUCUCGCACAAUCGAGGCUGUGUUGUUGUCGUUGUUGUUAGGGCAUGCGCAGAUUGUGUCGGUUAGCAGCACUGGAAUCCUCUGUUGCGCAGGUUACAGGUUUUCCUUUGCUUCUACGCCGAGGAUCGAUUGCACUGCAACUAGGGUUUUUGAUCAAUCAAGACUCGCCAUAGCAGGGUUUAUCAGUGAGCCGAUUGCGGGAUUCCGGCACCGCCAGUUUUCUUUGGUUGUUUGCGGUGCAGCAGUGAGAUUGAUCGUGGACUUGCGAAGGAGCGUAGAGUAAGCCCGUUGAGUUAGUGGUGUAGUAGAAACAUCAAACAAUGUAUUUGUACAGUUUGACGUUGCAGUCGGCGACAGGAAUAGUUUGUGCGACGUAUGGCAACUUCACGGGUGGCAAGACGCAGGAGAUUGUGGUGGCUAGAGGCAAGGUGCUGGACUUGCUGCGGCCUGACGAUAAUGGGAAGCUGCAGACAAUGCUCUCGGUGGAAAUAUUUGGAGCCAUUCGGUCGCUGACGCAAUUUCGCCUCACCGGGUCGCAGAAAGAUUAUAUUGUUGUAGGAUCGGACUCGGGUCGAAUAGUGAUUCUAGAGUAUAACAAAGAGAAGAAUCUGUUUGAAAAGGUUCAUCAGGAGACGUUUGGGAAGUCGGGGUGUCGGAGGAUCGUGCCUGGGCAGUAUUUAGCAGUGGAUCCUAAGGGGCGUGCUGUUAUGAUCAGUGCUUGUGAGAAGCAGAAGCUGGUUUAUGUACUCAAUCGUGACAAUGCUGCGCGCCUGACCAUUUCCUCCCCCCUGGAGGCUCACAAAUCGCAUACAAUUGUUUAUUCUAUCACAGGUGUUGAUUGUGGAUUUGAUAACCCUAUUUUCGCAGCUAUAGAGCUAGAUUAUUCAGAGGCAGACCAGGAUCCUACAGGGCAAGCAGCAAAUGAAGCGCAAAAGCACUUGACGUUUUAUGAACUCGAUUUAGGGCUGAACCAUGUUGUUCGGAAAUGGACCGAACCUAUUGAUAAUGGAGCUAAUAUGUUGGUCACAGUACCUGGUGGAGGGGAUGGACCGAGCGGGGUGCUCGUUUGUGCGGAAAAUUUUGUUAUUUACAAGAAUCAAAAUCAUCCUGAUAUUCGCGCGGUUAUUCCACGAAGGCAGGAUCUGCCUCCGAAUAGAGGAGUAUUGAUUGUUUCUGCUGCUACUCAUAAGCAGAAAGCUCUGUUCUUCUUCUUAUUGCAAACCGAAUACGGUGACAUUUUCAAGGUCACCUUGGACUACGACAAGGAUGAUCAAGUGACAGAGUUGAAGGUUAAGUACUUCGACACCAUCCCUGUGACAUCCGCAAUGUGCGUUCUAAAAUCUGGUUUUCUUUUCGCCGCUUCGGAGUUUGGAAACCAUUCUUUGUAUCAGUUUCAAAGCAUCGGUGACGAUCCGGAGGUGGAGUCGUCGUCUUCUACUCUUGUGGAAACUGAGGAGGGUUACCAACCUGUGUUCUUCCAGCCUAGAAAAUUGAAGAAUCUGGUACAAAUUGAUGACAUUGAGAGCCUGAUGCCUAUUAUGGACAUGAAAGUGGCAAACAUUUUUGAAGAAGAGACUCCCCAAAUUUUCUCCUUGUGUGGGAGGGGUCCAAGAUCAUCUCUUCGCAUCCUACGUCCUGGCCUUGCAGUGACAGAAAUGGCCGUGUCUCCGCUUCCCGGAGUACCAAGCGCCGUGUGGACCGUCAAGAAGCACGCAAACGAUGAGUUCGAUGCUUACAUCGUAGUGUCGUUUGUGAAUGCUACACUGGUGCUCUCCAUUGGAGAGACCGUAGAGGAAGUAAGCGAUAGUGGCUUCUUGGACACGACUCCUUCCCUAGCAAUUUCACUUCUGGGUGACGACUCUCUCAUGCAGGUGCACCCGAGUGGUAUUCGCCAUAUCAGGUCCGAUGGACGUAUCAACGAGUGGAAAACACCAGGAAAGAAGACAAUCGUGAAAGUCGGAUACAAUCGAAUGCAGGUCGUUAUAGCCCUUAGUGGGGGAGAGCUUAUAUAUUUUGAGAUGGACAUGUCAGGUCAACUUAUGGAAAUUGAGAAGCGGGAUAUGACGGGAGAUGUAGCUUGUCUUGACAUUGCGCCUGUGCCUGAAGGUCGUCAAAGGUCACGGUUCUUAGCUGUUGGUUCGUAUGACAGUACAAUUCGAAUCCUGUCCCUGGAUCCAGAUGAUUGUAUGCAGAUUUUGAGUGUGCAAGCAGUCUCAUCUCCUCCAGAAUCGCUACUUCUCCUUGAAGUACAGGCUUCGACGGGAGGUGAAGAUGGCGCAGAUCACCCAGCUAGCGUCUUUCUCAAUGCGGGUUUACAAAAUGGAGUACUGCUUAGGACAGAGGUAGAUAUGGUGACUGGACAGCUUUCAGACACUCGUACCCGAUUUUUAGGUCUGCGAGCCCCUAAGCUCUUCUCGGCUUUAGUUAGGGGCAGACGGGCAAUGCUAUGUCUUUCCAGCCGACCUUGGCUCGGUUAUAUUCAUCAGGGGCAUUUCUUAUUGACGCCGUUGUCAUAUGAAACCCUGGAAUAUGCAGCAUCGUUUUCCUCAGAUCAGUGUGCAGAAGGUGUCGUGGCAGUGGCUGGAGAUGCUCUUCGCGUAUUUACUAUUGAGAGACUCGGCGAGACAUUUAAUCAAACAGUUGUGCCCCUCCGGUACACCCCGCGCAAAUUCAUUCUUCAUCCCAAACAGAAAACUCUCAUCAUCCUCGAGAGUGAUGAAGGUGCUUUUAGUACAGAGGAGCGGGAGGCGAAUAAAAAGGAAGCAGUGGAAGCUACAGGCGGCCACGAAAAUGGGAAAGCAGAUGGAGAGGAUGAAGAAAUGGCUGAUGAAGAGAGUGAAGACCCUCUUCCCGAUGAGCAAUACGGCUAUCCAAAAGCAGAAGCGAACAAGUGGGUGUCGUGCAUUCGAGUAUUGGAUCCAAAGACUAGCACAACCACAUGUCUUCUAGAGUUGCAAGAAAAUGAAGCAGCCUUCAGUAUUUGCACUGUUAAUUUCCACGAUAACAAGGAAUUAGGGACCCUCAUAGCUGUUGGAACCGCCAAGGAUUUACAGUUUAUGCCGAGGAAAGAGGCAUCCGGUGGAUUUAUACACAUAUACAGGUUUGCGGAAGAGGGUAGAGUUCUUGAACUUGUGCAUAAGACUCCUGUUGACGGGGUUCCUACUGCUUUGUGUCAGUUUCAAGGUCGACUUUUGGUCGGGGUAGGUCAGGUCCUGAGAAUAUACGAUCUUGGGAAAAGGAAGCUGCUUCGUAAGUGCGAGAAUAAAAAUUUCCCCAACACAAUAAUUGCAAUUCAUACCUAUGGGGACAGAAUAUAUGUGGGUGAUAUUCAAGAGUCAUUCCAUUAUGUGAAGUAUCGACGCGAUGAAAACCAAUUGUACACUUUUGCGGAUGAUAGCUGCCCAAGGUGGUUGACUGCGUCACUGCACAUUGAUUUUGACACCAUGGCUGGAGCAGACAAGUUUGGAAAUGUUUAUGUCAUGCGCUUACCUCAAGAUGUUUCAGAGGAGAUAGAAGAUGACCCUACCGGUGGGAAAAUUAAAUGGGAGCAAGGACGAUUAAAUGGUGCACCAAACAAGGUCGACGAGAUUAUUCAAUUUCACGUGGGAGAGGUAGUCACAAGCUUGCAAAAAGCAUCUCUCAUUCCAGGUGGAGGGGAGAGUAUGCUUUACGGCACUGUCAUGGGAAGCAUGGGAGCUCUGUUGCCAUUUUCAUCUCGUGAAGACGUAGACUUUUUCUCCCACCUUGAGAUGCACCUGCGACAAGAAAACCCACCUCUGUGUGGUCGUGAUCAUAUGGCAUUCCGAUCUGCAUAUUUCCCUGUCAAGGAUGUAAUCGACGGAGAUCUCUGUGAGCAGUAUUCAAUGCUUACAUCGGAGUUGCAAAAAAAAAUUGCCGAUGAUCUUGACCGAACCCCAGGUGAAAUUGUGAAGAAGCUCGAGGACAUCAGGAACCGAAUUAUUUAAGUCCAAUACCAAUGGUGUAUCGAUCGAGUUCAUACGCCACACCCAAGCGCCUAACCUUGACAUUUUCCCAUAGUUGCUGGGGUAAAUAUUUUUAGACUCUUGGAGUGACCAUGCACGAUGAAGAAUCACCAAGACAGUUCCUUCUCAGGUACAAGUGAUUACUAGAGAUGUUUUGGCCCCUGGGGAGUCAUUUCCACUACAUCCGAAACAUAUGCACGCGCUUCUGCAUCGAAAAACUAGCGUUUGCUGUAUUGUAGAUGUGCCCGUUUGAAGUAAUUUUCAACUGCAUGCAGUGCUGAGUGCGGUAGCCCUUUCGGCAAGCGAGGAAUCUUAGAUCUCUAACUUUGAACAAACCUCUGGACAUGAACACAAGCAAUGCUAUGAUCAUUGCACAUGUAAUUUUCUACAACUUCACGUGAUCAUUGGAAGUUAAUUUAGACUUGUAUUACUAUCCAA